This is a messenger RNA of Lactuca saligna, 673 nucleotides long. The record is from the annotation of a GenBank genome assembly. Lineage: Eukaryota; Viridiplantae; Streptophyta; Magnoliopsida; Asterales; Asteraceae.
AUGGAUCACCUCCCCAACCCAUUCCUGUUGUUGUUUUCAAUCACCACAGCCCCUCCCUCCUCCUUUUUGGUCUUCCCUAUUGAAAUAAGCAAGAAAGAAGCAUCAGAAGGCCACCGGACUUCUCCACAAUUCCUGCAUCGAAAUACUGGUAAAACAAAGAAGAACGAAGGCAGCAGCACCGAACUACCACCUCCGUCAACCCCUCGUCGCAGCUCACAGCCACCACCAGCACCGCCGGUUUUUACUGCUGCUCCACCUCUAAGACGAACAGGUGGUUUCCCUCCUGUUUAUGAAUCAGAUACACAAACAUGCAUGCGGUUUUGCCACAUGCAGUCCCCCAAGAAAUUGGAUUUAUCCCGGAAAUCACGACCUCUCGGCAACACAUCUCGACUUUCAGAACUACUCGUUAACCACUCGAUAAGAAAAUCAGUGAAAUGUCGGGCACACUCAGACGAUGGAAAACAUGGCACGCAAGUACUUUAAUUUUCAACUUUUGAACUGUUAUGCCUAAAUGUUAAGGCAAACUUGUAUUAUUAUUUUAUUACUAUCUGUAAGAACCAUGUAUGAAAACAUAAAUAUGUAAUGAAAUGUUGUUUUGUUUAUUGUUGUACUUGUGCUGUAUAUUCAAUUUAUCUGUGAUCCAUGAACUUAGUUGCACAGCCCGGCAUGUUCC